Messenger RNA from Leptopilina heterotoma, 540 nucleotides. RefSeq lists its product as uncharacterized. The transcript has 2 exons. Lineage: Eukaryota; Metazoa; Arthropoda; Insecta; Hymenoptera; Figitidae. The coding region runs from base 1 to 396 and encodes 131 amino acids. The record is from RefSeq and is a predicted model, not a curated record.
AUGCAGAAAUUGCUUUUGACCAUUUUCCUUGGAGUGGCAGUGGGAAAUUUGGCUCCGUAUGCACCUCGGGGAUGGCGACCGCAUGGUCAAUCGUUUAAUCCGAGCAAAAAUCAAUUACAAUCAUACGGUCCACCUGCUGCAUCCCUAACUUACGGAUCAUCGGAGUCAACCACACGCUAUCCACCAUUUGCAACAACAAAACAACCGCAGACCACUACAACAACAACCACAACGACGUUUAGAAGCAGUAGCAGAGAACCAACAACUACUCCGCCUCCAAUACCUGAGGAAGACAUCGCAAAUAAUCCCGCUUUCGCCAUUGCGAAUUCUUUCGCAUUCAACAGACCAGUUUAUAUCUAUAAUACGUAUCCUUUUUCCGGCUUCACUGUAAUAUGACCAAAUAGAACUUUCACGAAGCUUACUAACUUCGCGUUUUCAAUUUGAGACUGAUAUUCACGAGUGAAAAGAUAGAGUUGCGUUUCUUUUUUUUUCUUCUUUUUUAUUAGAGGAGAAAACUUCUUUUUUUGUUGGAAAAGAAAA